Molecule: messenger RNA, 4884 nt
Organism: Rhododendron vialii
Lineage: Eukaryota; Viridiplantae; Streptophyta; Magnoliopsida; Ericales; Ericaceae
Product: pentatricopeptide repeat-containing protein At3g58590-like
Exons: 2
Coding region: 1908-4319 (803 amino acids)
Biological process (GO): RNA modification
Molecular function (GO): RNA binding; protein binding
Source: RefSeq, a predicted model, not a curated record
UAGACGACUGAAUAUUGGUACGGCCGGGAUCCUCUCCUGUCCUCUCCGGGAGAGGAUCCCUGUUCUGUAUUGCUUUUCUCUUCUGUUUUGAUUAGUCCUUAGCUUUCUACUCCAUUACCGAUUCGACGGCGGUACACCGAUCGAGGCCAGGAUCCGUGUCAACCGGAUCGGAAGAAGCCCAAAGAAAUCAAAAAAGGUAAUGGUUAGUCACGGAUACAACGGCUAUUCUUUUCUUCGAGGAACAAUCUUGUGAAUAUGUUUUGUUUUCUGUCCUAGAUAUGCCCCUUUGUUCUUCCUUAUUUUUCCACGAAAAAGUAAUCAUUUUCUUCGUUUAUUUUGCAAAUCUAAAAAAUUUCAGAUUGUUUUAGUUUUCACGUUCAUUUUUGGAGCCGGAUCCUCUCCCGUAACUGCCUGGACAGUUGCUGAGACAAACCCCAUAAUGGUAUUCUUACCAGUAAGAAUACAAUAUUGUAAUGUGAGAAGAAAGUGGAGUAUCGAGACAGUAACUAGAGAGGAUCCCAGCCCUUCAUUUUUACCCCACCCCCCUGACUAUCAAGGACUUGGCCGGCCGGCCAUAUUGAUAGAAUCAAUCAAAAUUCCAUCGAUUGUAGAUUGUAGCAUUUUGUAGCAGCCAGUGAUUGCCUGAAGGACUGGGCCUUAUCAUUGCGGUAAAAGUAGAUCAAAAGAUGUGUCUGGUCUUUAUUAUGUUACUGCUUAGCUAUUGGUUUGGCCAUCUUAUUCGGUCCCUUCUUAUGUCUUGAAAACAUGGAGGUUGGUCAAUAUAAUCAGCUGGUUCUGUUUUUUGGAUGUGUUAGACUUCUACGGACGGAUUAAAUUUCUUUACAUUCUUGAGGAUCUGUUCACUUUCAACUUCUUACCCAUUUGGUACUUUUGUUCUCAGAUUUUUGAGGGAUCUAUCCAGAGAUUAGAAGAGCCUUUGAUGCAAGGACUCUAGGGAAUAUUGUGGAGCGAGCAUGAAAGGAUUGACUUUUGAAUGAUUGGCAAAUCUUGCUUAGUUUUAUCACUCAAUCCUUUUAAAUAGUUCAAUUGAAUGUUACAGUUUGGGUAGUUCUAAUGAAUAAGGCCACCAUGCUAAUUCUAAUCAGCUUCUUUCUUUCUAUUCUUGACUUCCGUCGAGUAUACUUCAAACUUAGGUGUGAAAGUGGUUGUGUUUAGGUCGAGUGAUGUUAGGUAAGAAAGUGGUUGUGUUUAGGAUGGGUUAUGUUAGUCCACGAUCUCUUACUUAUUCCUUCUACUUUUCUUGUCCUCUUCCUUUUCUAGUGUUUGAGGUUCAGAAUGACCAGCUCAAUUGUUACUCCAAUUUAAUCAGAAGUGUCGUGUGAUUAGUUUGAAAUGCUAUUUUUGGUUAAUCUUAUGCAUUGCUUAUUAGGGAGACCAAAUGUAUACACUUUACACCAAUGAUCAUGAGGGAUGCAGAACAAGUAGGAACAAAGGAACAUUGUCCGAGACAAUUAUGGAGUAUGGGCCAUCAUUCACAACACAAACUGCUGUAGUAUAGCUUUGGAAUGGGCCGAUUUCGUGUAAUGUAGUUAUGCCAAUUUACUAGGCUUAUCAAGUGAAAAAGAUAAUGUCCAACUUUCGACGUUUCUGAAAGUUUGGUGUGGAGGUUUCUUAAUGUUUGGUGUACGAAUCAAACUACAUUAUGCCUACUAAUUCGUGGCCUUUUUCCCUUUCCAGGAGUUCCUUCUAUGUUCCAACAAUUUGAAGAACUUGGGAGCUUUCAUGAACAUCUGAGGGAGCAGGAUCAUCUUUUUGGGCAAAUAAGAUCCUAUAUUCUCUUACCUUUAUCGAAGCUGAAAGUUUACAUAGCCAAUUGUUGUCACCAAAGUAUUAGUGUUACUUUAAACAAUACUUAAACACAGUCCAUUGUUGGCCGCCUAGUCUGCAUGAGAAAGGCAACUUCAUCAAGGUCUGUACAUCUGCUCUUCAACUUAACCAAAAUCCGUUCUAUAUCUCCACCAAUGCUUCUCACAGUCCCCCUUCAACGUUGCCAUUCUCAACAUACAAUUGCUGCUCAGCACUUCCAUGGAGAAUUCCAUCACCAAUGUAUUCUUCUUCAACUACUCCAAGAAUUCCCAAGAAUCAGAUCACUCGACGCCACCAAGUCUCUCCACGCACUCGCCAUUACGACCGGCUGGAAUUGCCCACAACCCAUCUUCCUUAACAACAAUAUCAUCUCGGCCUACGCGUUGUUUGGUGAGCUAUUUCUUGCUCGCAAGGUGUUUGAUGAAAUGCCUCGACGAAACACUGUCUCAUACAAUACCAUGAUUGGUUGUUAUAGCCGUUGUGGGGAUGCGGAGGAAGCUUGGAAAUUGUUUUUUGAGAUGAGGUUGUGUGGGUAUGAGCCCACCCAAUUCACGUUCGGGGGUCUUUUGUCGUGCCAGUCUUUGGAUCUCUAUAGAGGGUUUUACUUGCAGGCAUUGGUUCUGAAGAGUGGGUUGCUUUACCCUAAUGCUUUUGCAGGGACUGCAUUGUUAGGUCUGUUCGGGAAGCACGGGUGCUUAGACGAAUGUCUUAAAGCUUUUGAAGACAUGCCUCGGAAGGAUUUGGUUACGUGGAACACGAUGAUAUCUUUGUUUGGCCAUCACGGGUUUGCUGAAGAGUCAAUAGUUAUGUUCCGCAAGAUCAUGAAGAUGGAAUGGGCGUUGACAGAAUAUUCUUAUGUUGGUGUGUUAUCGGGAUUUUUGUGGGAACGGGACCUAGAAUUAGGAGAGCAAGUACAUGGUUUAUUGGUGAAAAAUGGGUUGGUUUGCAAUGUUUUGGUUCUAAAUGCUCUGCUCAAUAUGUAUGUAAAGUGCUCUGGGCCAUGCAUAGCUGAGAAAGUAUUUGGGGAGGCUUCUAUCCGGGAUGUUGUGUCUUGGAAUACAAUAAUUGGUGCACUGACAAAAAGUGAGAGUCCAGGCAAAGCGCUAGAGCUCUACUUGAAAAUGUGUCUUGAUGGAGUCUGGCCUAACAGGACGACAUUUGUUAGUGUUAUUAGCUCCUGUACCAGAUCAGAGAAUCUGAUGUAUGGAAAAUUGAUCCAUGGUAUGGCAAUUAAACACAUGUUAGAUCGUGAUAUAUUUGUAGGUAGUGCAUUGGUUGAUUUAUAUGCUAAGACUGAUUGGUUGGGGGAUGCACAGCGUUGUUUCGAUGAUAUAGAUGAGAAGAAUGUGGUUUCUUGGAACGCUUUGAUUUGGGGGUACUCGCAGAAAUGCUGUUUCUCACCUGUUCAACUACUAUGUGAAAUGAUUCAAUUCGGUUGUCAGCCAAAUGAGUUAUCAUUUUCUACUCUACUCAAGUCAUCCAACACUGUAGAGUUGCAGCAGAUUCAUUCUUUGAUAAUAAAAAUGGGUUACCACGGGAAUGAGUAUGUAUCAUGCUCUCUCAUUACCUCAUAUGCCAAAAGUGGUCUGAUAUCCGAUGCCUUGAUUUUACUUCCUGCUGAUGACACACAACUUCCUGUUGUCCCAUCUAAUGUGAUUGCUGGAAUUUACAAUAGGACGGGGCAAUAUCAUAAGACACAAGAAUUGUAUUCUCUACUUGAGGAACCGGACAUUGUAUCUUGGAACAUCUUGAUUGCAGCUUGCUCCCGCAAUGGCGAUUACAAGGAGGCUUUUGAACUUCUUGGACACAUGCGGGUGGCUCAGAUUCAUCCUGACAAGUAUACUUAUGUUAGCCUCUUGAGUGUUUGCACUAACCUUUGCAAUCUAGCUUUGGGUAGUUCGCUCCAUGGCCUCAUCAUAAAAACGGAUUCCAAACGUUGCGACACAUUUGUUUCCAACAUAAUUAUAGACAUGUAUGGAAAAUGUGGGAGCCUCGAGAGUUGUCUGAAAAUAUUCGACGAAAUGGCAGAUAGAAAUCUUAUCUCAUGGACUGUUGUAAUUGCAACACUAGGGCUUCAUGGUCAAUCAUACAAGGCAUUACAAAUGUUCAGAGAAAUGGAAGCAGUUGGUUUUACGCCAGAUAGAAUUGCUUUUCUUGGUGUGCUUUCAGCAUGCAGACAUGGUGGGUUGGUGAAAGAAGGAAAGCAUCUUUUUGGGGAGAUGAAUAUGACUUACAGGAUUGAACCAGACUUCGAUCACUAUCAACUUAUGGUGGACUUAUUGACUAGAUAUGGAGAUCUGAAGGAAGCAGAGCGAUUAAUUCUUGGCAUGCCUUUCCCUCCAAAUGCCUUGAUAUGGCGUAGAUUUCUUGAAGCCUGUAACAGACAGCGUGAUGCAGAGAAUCUAGAAGUGGAUAAUGUAAACUUGGAAUCGAGCGGAGAAUUACUUUCAAUUAAGACAUGGCAUCUCCGGGAUGUCUUUUCUUUGAGCUGAAUCAACCUCUCAGUCGGCUGUGCGGUAGUCAGCUGCCUUCAUGGUGUGCUAGUCCAGCAUCUCCAAGUAAGUGAAUUUAUCUGUACAAAAUUAAGUGUGCAAGGAGAAUUGUUUAAACUUUCCUCAUUUUGAACCAAAGCUGGAAAGCAAUGAAUACAGAUUCAUAUAUGUCCACUUGCGCCAAUGUCUGACGCUGGCACUUAUUCAUUCCGUUUUUGGAGCACAAGCUGAUGAGCUACUACGUGCAAUCUAUUGUGGAUUAAUAUAAUCUCCAACUUGUUCCAACCUGUGGCUUUCAAUUACCAUGAACUGUUGAGUGAUGUUUGCCCAAGUUUGAGAAACAGAUAAACUUGGGACGGGAAAGGGAAGAGAAAUGAAAACAAAAACGAUAAGCGUUUCCCGUUUAUACAUACUGAAUAAUUGCAGGAAAUGGAGGGCUCUGUCAUAAUUGUUUCCUUUAAGGAUUUAUGUAUCUUGAAAGAUGAUACUUUCUCCUCUUCUUCUUCUUCUUUUUGCAUGAACUUCCUUUAAACUGAAUAGAUGGUGGAAAAUUAAAUAUUGCUAA